Messenger RNA from Gambusia affinis (western mosquitofish), 2420 nucleotides. RefSeq lists its product as uncharacterized. The record is from RefSeq and is a predicted model, not a curated record. Lineage: Eukaryota; Metazoa; Chordata; Actinopteri; Cyprinodontiformes; Poeciliidae. The coding region runs from base 617 to 1723 and encodes 368 amino acids. The transcript has 5 exons.
AUGCAAUCUAUCUUUAGAGUUUGUUCACUUUUAGGGAAGAGUCACAAAAAAUAAUCAUAAGUUAUGUAACAUAUUUGUCUCAUUUGUUUUCCUAUCGAUUCUGGCAAGUGCAUGCACGUCAUGGUGGAAAAUAGAUUAUUUGCGGCAGAACAAUAGAUUAGACACUAAGCACAAAAGUAAUGGAAAUCAAUUCAGCAUCCAAACUAAUGGUUUUUAUUCUUAUGUCCUUUUAAAACCUCUUUAGUGUUUAGACUUUAGCAGUACAGCAGUGCUUCUAUUUGAAUGUUUUUGUAUCUCCCCAACAUAUUUCUUUCUUUUCCCAUACAGGAAAAAAAAUACGACUUUGGCAGGAUCGUGUAAGUUCAUUGUUUUCCUUUAGGGCAAUGGUCUCAACCUGCAUUCCUCAAGGGACAGAGUCCAGCAACUUUUAGACCUGUUUCUUGUCUUGCAGACUUGAAUUAAUUGGCGAAACUUCCUCACUAGCAUGCAGUCAAGCUACGCGGAGCUAUGCUAAUUAGCUAAUAUAGGAGCCAGGUGUGAUAAAGCAGAGAGACCUCUGAUACUGCAAAACCAAAAUGAAGGUCUGCAACAAAGUUUACUGAAGACAGCAGUGAGGAUGGAGUGUUUGGGAGAAGAGUUCAUCAGUAGCCAGAAGAUCCUGGAAACUGAACUUCACAGGACUCGCAUGGAGCUCAGCAACCUCAUGGGCAGGUUUAGCAGGCUCCGUGAUGAUUGUUCCUCCACACAACAGACCAAUAGUUUUCUAGAAUUAAAGCUUCACUCAAUGCUUCAGAAUAUGGAAGGAGAGCGAGAAAGGCUGAAUCUGCGCAUCUCAGAAUUGACUGAGCAACUGAGUGACGCUCAGUAUGCCAGCACCAUGGAAGAAAUAAACGCAACAGAAGUCAACCCACACUCUCAUUCUGGUGAUGCACUCCCACAGAUGAUGCCUCCAAUCGCUCCCCCACCGGCUCAGUUCAUGGACAGCCAUAACUAUGGGAAAGAAGCAACCUCUGCACCGGAGCAGGCUUUGGGGUCGGUUCCAGAGGAGGAGGAAUCUGACUGGUCCGAGGUGGGAGAGGAGACCCCACGCCUCUUACUGACGGGAUCAAACAGAGGCCAGGCAUGGAGGCCAGAAGAAGCAGACAUGGACAAAGACAGCGAGUCGGGAAGUGAGGACCUAGUGAGAAGACACUCUCCGCGCCCUCUGCAGAUACCCCAUCUUCAGGUCACCGUUCACGAGUUUGUCCCAUCGUCCCACUCCAACACUUUACCUUCCGGCUUCAAGAAUCUGUCUGAGGGCAUGCAUAAGGAGGAGAGUUACAGGAUCACCACAAGUCCAAAUGUUAAGUCUACCAUCCUCAUCCGGUCUGCGAGCCUAGAAGAAAUACCUCUGAUACGCCACGACGAAGAGCUCAGAGGAACAGAGGCCGGGCGGAGCCUUCACCAUUCAGCCGACGAAGCCGUCGAGGAUCUCGACGAUCAGAUCAUUCAUCACUGGCGAAUGAGCAGUGAUAGGGACACGGUCAUCAGGAGGCUGAUAAAGAGCAGAGCGCCCGAGGAAGAGGGCAUCCUAGCCGGCCUGCAGUCAGCGGAACAGCUGCUCAAUCACUUCAUUUGCGACCCGACGUCGGGUGAAGGAAGAGAGCCGGCCAGGUUUGAGAUGUACGGUUGGACCGGGGGGAUUCCAGAGGAGGUCCUGAAAGGGGAGCGAACUCAGCUCUGACUGUACACUGUAAAAAGAAAAAAACAAAACAAAAAAGCUGCUGAAGAUUGAGUUUUCGAAUGCUUGCUAAUGUGUUUAUGUUUUAUAAUAAACUGUAAAUUAGUAGGUACUUUGCUGGUUAACUUCUAAUUGUAUCUAAUUUUCUUUUCAUUGUGUUUCAUGACAAGCAGUCCACUCCCUUCAUCAAUAACACGUUGCUGAACUGAUCGCAAUCCCAGCUAUACAGCAGAUUCUUUUUCCUCUUCUUUCAUUAAUAUACCUAUGAUAUUUAUUACGGUGUAGCGUCAAAGAUUUUUACCCGCAUCUAGAGUUGUCUUUUAAAUAAUGUAUGAUUAAUGGAUCUGAAACGGCUAACAGUUACUGGAGUGAGAUAAAACGGUGUAAACGUUGAACCACCGCGGUGCAGCUUGGAUUCAGCCACCGGCUAAUUGGUUGCAGAAUAUUUUGUCGGAAAAUGAAAAUGUUUGGGGAUGGCUUUCAAACUUCUUGUGUUCUCUAUGCUGUAUGAAACUGUAGACACCAUCUUGUGUGCAUGUACAUAUAUGUAUGCUUGUAUGUAUUCCUAGUAUUUUGUCUUUAAGUGACCUCAUUAUAUCUUCUUGAACUGUAAACUGUGACAAUACUACAUUAGCUUGUCAAAACACCUGAUCACACAUGUAAGUAUGUCUAUAUUCCAUUUAAUAAAGCAAAGAAGUUA